Messenger RNA from Psilocybe cubensis, 1407 nucleotides. RefSeq lists its product as uncharacterized. The coding region runs from base 1 to 1407 and encodes 468 amino acids. Gene Ontology annotation, biological process: glycolytic process. Gene Ontology annotation, cellular component: phosphopyruvate hydratase complex. The transcript is spliced from 7 exons. Gene Ontology annotation, molecular function: phosphopyruvate hydratase activity; magnesium ion binding. Lineage: Eukaryota; Fungi; Basidiomycota; Agaricomycetes; Agaricales; Agrocybaceae. The record is from RefSeq and is a predicted model, not a curated record.
AUGUUCAUCACCAAAGUCCAUGCUCGUCAGAUUUUUGACUCGCGAGGAAACCCGACUAUUGAAGUUGAUCUGUACACUCAAAAAGGAAAAUUUCGUGCAUCUGUACCCUCUGGAGCAUCCACUGGGGUUCACGAAGCUGUUGAGCUUCGUGACGGAGAUAAAAAUGCAUUCGGUGGAAAAGGUGUUCUGAAAGCUGUCAAUAACGUCAACAACAUAAUUGAGCGCGAGCUCAUCAAAUCUGGCUUGAAAGUCACCCAACAGAAAGAAAUUGACGAUCUUCUGAUCAGGCUCGAUGGAACUCCCAACAAAGGACGCUUGGGCGCUAAUGCUAUAGUAGGCGUCUCAAUGGCUGUGGCUUUGGCAGGCGCCGCGGAGACCGGGGUUCCUUUGUAUCAGCAUAUUGCGGACCUCGCAGGCGUCAAGGGACCUCUUGUCCUUCCGUGCCCAUGCUUCAACGUCAUCAAUGGAGGACGCCAUGCGGGAAAUAAUUUGGCCUUCCAGGAAUUUAUGAUUAUGCCUGUGGGCGCUUCGUCUUUUUCGGAAUCGCUGAAAAUGGCUAGCGAGACAUAUCAAUCUCUUAAAAAGGUCAUUCAGAAAAAAUAUGGCCUUGACGGUGAGCACCCUGACACAUCAAAACGGGUGGCUAUAUCUGACUGGAUUUUGACCGCUGUGUUUACAGCAACGAACGUUGGAGACGAAGGCGGCUUUGCUCCCAACGUCUCCAGCGGCGAAGAAGCUCUCGACCUCUUAGUAAACGCUAUCAACAGCGCGGGGUAUGAAGGAAAAGUCAAAAUUGGUAUCGACGCCGCGGCCUCUGAGUUCUUCAAGGAUGGAAAAUAUGACCUUGAUUUCAAAAACCCUCAUCCCGACAGUAGAAAGCUGCUGUCAGGUACUGAGCUCUCAAAGCUCUAUUUGGAUUAUCUCAAAAAGUACCCACUCAUAUCCGUCGAGGACCCUUUCGACCAGGAUGACUGGGACGCUUGGACUCAUUUCACUAAAAGCGCAAGCACGCAGGUGGUGGCUGACGAUCUCACGGUGACCAAUCCCAAGCGUAUCCAGACGUGCAUUGACAAGAAAUCGGCCAACGCACUCUUGCUAAAGAUCAACCAAAUUGGUACCAUUUCCGAGUCCAUCGAGGCGUGUAAGCUCGCUCAAUCCCACGGUUGGGGUGUCAUGAUCUCGCACCGCAGCGGCGAGACUGAAAGCACAUUCAUCGCUGAUCUCGCAGUUGGCCUCGGAGUAGGUGAAAUCAAGACAGGUGCUCCUGCACGCAGCGAGCGGGUUGCGAAAUACAAUCAACUUUUGCGCAUCGAAGAGGAACUGUUGAAUUCAGGGGAGAAUCCUAUUUAUGCGGGUAGCAAAGGUUUCUCUAAAGGAAACACACCUCCAGUUCUGCUCAAAAAUUAG